Messenger RNA from Triplophysa rosa, 916 nucleotides. RefSeq names its product DPY30 domain containing 2 (gene dydc2). Gene Ontology annotation, cellular component: Set1C/COMPASS complex. The transcript has 8 exons. Bases 76 to 801 code for a protein of 241 amino acids. The record is from RefSeq and is a predicted model, not a curated record. NCBI's taxonomy places the organism in Eukaryota, Metazoa, Chordata, Actinopteri, Cypriniformes, Nemacheilidae.
GCAAACACACGAGCGUGUCUGGGUGUAAUCUCAAUUAAACACUGAAUAUUUGUGUAUGUGAUACUGUAGUGAGUGAUGGAUUCAGAGUAUGUGAGGAAGAGUUUGGGUCGAUGUCUCGCGGAGGGUUUGACUGAAAUCACUGAACAGAGACCACUGGAUCCCAUUGAGUUCCUCGUGCACUGGAUCCACAAAUACAAACUCAACAAUGACGUCAUGCAACAGAGAUCCACCUAUCAGAGACAGUUAGAGGAUGAGAAGCGUCGAGUCCGAGAGGAAUCAGUCCAUCAGAAACUCCUGCAGGAGGAACAGAAGGACAUCAGAGCUGUUUCUUCUGCUCUUACAGAAGAGUCGGAACCUGCUGUGAGAUCCAGCAGAGAUGCGUCUGAAGCUCAUGAGAUCAGGACAGAAAGCGCUCCUGACGAUCAGACGUCCACAGAUCCACAGAUGGAGGAAGUGAAUGACAUGUCAGAGCGAUCAGAUGUGAUGAAUGACAGCAGUGCAGCAGAACAGGCGGUUCAUGAGGAUGACGCAGAUCAUGUGGAACAGACCUCUGAGGUCCCGAGUGAUCCACAGGGUGAAAGUGAAGCCGACGGAUCUGAAGCCAAUCCAGUUCAAGAGAAUGAAGCGAAAUCAGAUGAAGGUUCGGAUGAGAGACAGACAGAAACAGAGGAUCGUCAGUCAGAGAACACGCUGAUGAAUCCGGAAACAGACAGAGGUGAGGCUGGAGACCAGGACCACACAGUCACACCUGAGGAUUCAGCUCAACGUGUGGAACGAGAGGAGGAAGAGAAGAGAACCUGAAGAUCACUUCAAACCAUCAUCACACACAUUUACAUCAUAUCUGUGUGUUUCUGUUGCUGUUCAUAAUAAAUAUUUAGAAUUUUAGACAUUAUCUGAUCUCACAAAUCCUUUUACC